AGAAGAAGAAAAAGAAAAAGCAUCAUUUUUGAUGGCUCCAGGGUGGGGGAGGACGACUACACAUAAAAACCUUGGACACAAUUUAUGGAUAAAACUAUUGCAUGAAGCUGGCGGGGGGACUGCAUGGUGUGCUUUGUAGGCCCAGGUUUACUUGAUGACAGUGAAGUUGAGAAAAUGGUGAUGUGGUAUGAAGAAGGCGAGAAUAGGAGCCUGAGAGGGGGAUACAAAUCACCCAUGGGGAUCUGAGCAGCUCAGCUGAAGAAUACUGGAAUUUUUCAAGGAUAAGACUGCUGCUUUGAUUAAGGACCUCCAAUUAACUUCAUAUGAAAAAGAGAGGGAGGAAAUCAGCUUCCUGGUCAGGGGGUGGGGGAUAGAGAGAUAUAUUAUUCAUGCCUUGUGUUAGAGCAAUUGGAGAACCGGCUUUGCUGUGGCCUAGAUGAUACAUAUGUGUAUAUAUAUAUAUAUAUAAAUAUAUAUAUAUAUAUAUAUAUAUGUGUGUGUAUAUAUAUAUAUGUGUGUAUUUAUUUAUGUAUGUAUUAAAAUAGUAAACCUUAAGGAAGAGUGGACCGUAACACACAAAAAAGAAAGGGCAAAUGACACUCGGGUAGCCUCAAAGUAAAGCACUUGCGAAAAAAGCAAACGGCUGAAGUGGGUUGAAGCAUGGGCUGUGCUUCAAGUAUUCAUAUCUCUGAUAGGGUGGUCUACCACAGUGGAAAAGAGUCCGAGGAUUCCCACUCACCCCAGCAGACUAAUACCACUCAGCAUCAAGGAAAUCCUGCCUCGGGACUACCCCUAAAACCCCCAAGCUGCAAGACCACAUUAACAGAGGUGCAAUUUGGACCAAUGAAGUUAUUUAAAGAGCCGCUUCAGGUACUUUUAGUUUUUGCCAAAGAGGACAGUCAGAGUAAUGGCUUCUGCUGGGCAUGUGAGAAGGCCAACUUCAGGUGCAGCAUGGCACGAACACCCGAGUCGGCUCUUGAAUGCUUCUUGGAGAAGCAUCAUGACCUCGUCAUCAUUGACCACAGACAUUCCAGACACUUUGAUGCGGAAGCUCUAUGCCGGUCAAUUAGAGAGGUCAACUCUUCAGAAAACACUGUGAUAGUCGCCGUUGUAAAAAGGCCGGACAGAGAGGAAGCCUCUGUGAUGCCCCUGAUCAAUGCCGGCUUUAAUAGGAGAUAUGUGGAGAAUGCCAAUACGAUGGCCUGCUAUAAUGAGCUGGUACAGUUGGAGCAUGGAGAGGUGCGGGCGCAGUUCAAACUCAGGGCUGGAAAUGCUAUUUUCACUGCUCUAGAACAAAGCCAAGAGGCCAUAGAGAUCACUUCUGAAGAUCAAGUAAUUCAGUAUGUGAACCCUGCCUAUGAGUCCAUUAUGGGCUACCAACAAGGCGAGCUAAUAGGAAAGGAAAUAAUAGAAGUGCCUAAAAGUGAGAAGAAUAAGCCUGAUCUCCUUGAAACAAUAAAUUCCUGCAUACGGAAAGGAAAGGAGUGGCAGGGGAUUUAUUAUGCCAAAAAGAAGAAUGGAGACAGCAUUCAGCAAAAUGUGAAGAUCACACCUGUAAUUGGGCAGGGAGGAAAAAUCAGACACUAUGUGUCUAUCAACUGGCCUUUAAAUGAUAAUAAUAAGAGUGAUAAAUCCACUGAAUGUGUGCAGGCAGAGUCUCAAACAGACAUCCAAUCCAGUAAGCACAAAGACCGGAGGAAAGGCUCUCUGGAUGUAAGAUCCACAACUUCUCGGGGGAGCGAUGGGAGCUCACAGCGAAGGCACUCCUCAAUGGCCCGAAUCCACUCCAUGACUAUAGAAGCUCCCAUCACCAAGGUAAUAAACAUCAUCAAUGCAGCGCAGGAAAGCAGUCCUAUGCCCGUGGCAGAGGCCUUGGAUCGGGUACUGGAGAUCCUGAGGACAACUGAGCUCUACUCCCCACAGUUCGGCACCAAGGAUGAAGACCCCCAUACGAAUGACCUCGUGGGGGGGCUGAUGACGGAUGGUUUACGCAGAUUGUCAGGAAAUGAAUACAUCUUGUCCACAAAACAGCCCCACCAUAUGCCCAGUCACCUGACAACUCCUCUGUCUUUAAAUGACAUCCCUCCUCGUAUCGCCGAGACCAUGGAGAAUGAGGACUCGUGGGAUUUUGACAUUGUCAACUUGGAGGCUGCAACCAUGAAACGGCCUUUGACUUACUUGGGUAUGAAGAUCUUCUCCCGGUUUGGGGUCUGCGAGUUCCUAAACUGCCCUGAGGCCACUUUGCGCUCCUGGCUACAAGUGAUUGAAGCUAACUACCACUCCAGUAACUCCUACCACAACUCUUCUCAUGCAGCUGAUGUCCUGCAUGCAACGGCAUACUUUCUCUGCAAGGAGAGGGUCAAGCAAAGUUUGGAUCCCAUCGACGAGGUGGCUGCCCUGAUUGCUGCCACUGUGCACGACGUGGACCACCCGGGACGCACCAACAGCUUCCUGUGCAAUGCAGGAAGCGAGCUGGCCAUCCUCUACAAUGACACUGCUGUGCUAGAGAGCCACCAUGCGGCUCUUGCCUUCCAGAUCACUACCAGAGAUGAUAAGUGUAACAUAUUCAAGAACAUUGAAAGGAAUGAAUAUCGAACACUUCGACAGGCCAUCAUUGAUAUGGUGCUCGCGACCGAGAUGACCAAACACUUCGAACACGUCAACAAAUUUGUCAACAGCAUCAACAAGCCACUGGCUGCUCUGGAGGAGAACGGGGGAAACAAUGAUGAUGAAUCUGUCAAAAACAUUCUGACAUCCCCUGAGAAUCGCAUCCUCGUCAAGCGGAUGCUGAUUAAGUGUGCAGACAUCUCCAAUCCAUGCAAGCCUCAGGAGCUCUGUAUAGAAUGGGCCGGACGCAUCUCAGAGGAGUAUUUUGCACAGACGGACGAGGAGAAGAGACAAGGUCUACCGGUGGUUAUGCCUGUGUUUGACAGAAACACGUGUAGCAUCCCAAAGUCCCAGAUUUCCUUCAUAGACUACUUCAUUACCGACAUGUUUGAUGCAUGGGAUGCUUUCGCAGAUCUCCCCAAUCUUAUGCAGCACUUGGACAACAACUUCAAGUACUGGAAAGGCCUGGAUGAGAGGAAGCUGCACAGCCUGCGACCGCCUCCAGAGUAGGACUGCUGCCGUGUUCAGCCCUGGGACCUCGAGAUCCGGGGCAGCCCUCCUCUCUCCUGCUGGGGGCGUCUAUCUCCCUGCCAGCCCAGCCAGCCAAAAGGCCUCCUCGCCUUCACUCUCCUGCUUCUGUAGCACGCCGAGUGUCCACAUGUCCGUCCACACAGAAACCACAGAGGGACUUCUUGACAGGCCGUUUGCAGCAGUGACACUGCUGGCUUUAUGACCCUGUCAGAUGAAAACUGUGACAAACAGACACGCAGCCUCCUUGUGAACUUCUCGUGCCUCACGGCGAUUCGCAGUGUGGCUGGUCAAGUGACAUGACAGAGAGUGUCCUUACAGGCCUCCGUCCCCCUAAUUACCACAUGGGCACUCCUUCCUGCCUGUGAAGUUGCUAUUUGAGUAAAAAACUGCUUGUUUACUGAAGGAGCGAGCAACACUGGAGGAGUGGAUGGAAGUGUGGCCUGGAUAUGAAGGUGUCAGAACCACGUCAGGCCAUAUAAUCACCUUUUGACCUCCAUCCCUGUGCUAGCAAAAAGGCAGAACUGCUCCUUUUGCCCCUGUAGGCCACACCAUGGAAUAACACUCCACUGCUCUUUUUUCUUUUCUUUUUUUUUUUUGGUGUCCUUCAGAAACAAGUUGACGUGUCGCGGUCAUAACAGACAUGUGGGAGGGGAUGCUUUCUUUAUGGGUCAAGGAGUGGAUCUUUACUUUAGGCCACUGCUGAGAGACGAAAGCCUCAACAUCAUGAUCAUAGUUAACUAAUUACAGAUGAUUUGGUUUGUUCCUUUUUCUUAGAUGUUCCAUUUUUUUCUAUAUUAAGAUUCACAAGCAAAUUAGUUGAUAAAUAAAUAAGAAACUAAAUUAAUUUCAGAAAGAGAGAGAAAAGCCAAAGCUGAUGAAGACAAAUACUAAUAUAGCUCAAAAAAAUUAAUAAUCACAAUUAUUAUUCAUAUGAAGCAUUACCAUAAUAAACAUUUUUAUUUUCUUAUCAAAAGUACAGUACCAGUUUGAAUGAACACUUUUGUAUUGCACUGUAAACAAUAUUACAAAUGUCUACGUCUCAGUGAUUUGUCCAGGGAUGGGAUGUUGCAUUGUAGAAUAAGCUGUUAUUGUUUAUCAUCAGGAGUAUGUGUGUGUGUGUGCGCAGGGUGUAUGUGUGUGCGUGUGUGUGUGUUUGGGUCGUAGGUGUGGAUGCGUGUGUGUGUGUGUGUGUGUGUGUGUGUGUAUGUGUGGGUGUUUUUGGGUCGUAGGUGUGUGUGUUUGGGUCGUCGGUGUGGGCGUGUGUGUGUGUGUGUGUGUAUGUGUGGGUGUGUUUGGGUUGUAGGUGUGGGCGCGUGGGUGUAUUCAUUGUUGCAACAGUCCCUUACUCUUGGUUUAAUGCUGUAAACCGCUUGACAUUUGACAACAGCAGAAAUAUGUGAAAACAUUUUGGACUUGAAAAUGUUUUCUCCCAGAAUUUUUUGUAUCUGGUUUAUCCUACUGAAAAGACUGCCUUAUUUUAUACAAUAUUUAUACAGUACAUCCCACUGUGCAACUGCAACGGACAUCUGGAGUUUUUAUUAUGACAUAGUCAGAAGGUUAUGUUCAAGUAAAUCUCAAUAUUUUUAUAGACAAUGAAUUUUACACUGGAUUUGCAGCAAAUGAGAUCAACCGUUAUAGCUAUCUGAAUACCUGUGAAUUGGAUGGUCACACUCGGCAUGUAUACAGAGAACUAAAUGGUUAAGAAGGAUGUGGAUCACAGAGUUGUCUAUCACUGUCUCCUAGAGGCCAGCUUGCAUUUGUUUUUGAUCAAACACCAUUCUAUUUUGGCCACUUGUCCAACAUCCUUAUGCACAGACCCCGGGAACCGCUUUAUGUUCAAGGCCGGUUUCAGAUUAGGAUACUAAUAUAUGUUAAGGAUUGUCGCUUAUUAAGAAUAUUUCCUCUUUAAACAGUAUAUAAAUGCCAUAACAGCUAAGCAAAUUAUGGUUAUUGAGAUGUUUUGACCACGUUAUCUUUGUUUCUUAUGACAGAACUGUACACUCAAUCAGGGGAUUGUUUGUUCCUUCUGAUUCACAUCUUGGUCUGAAGGCACGGGUGGAAAAAAAUAGAAACUAUUCAAUGAAAAAUAAAAUAAUGUCAAUUAUAAGUUUGCAGUUUAUUUCCUGCAAUGAUUCAACCUGUGUCCUCCUUACUUAUGUCACAUUUAUCUUGUCUUUUUUCUCUCAUUCUUUAUAAGACUACAAUAUGCCUUAUACAUGUAUUUGAUAUUUGCACUGAGUCUGUCUAGCUAUCUCACUACCUCUGUAGGUUACUUCUUUUACUAGUUUUUAGAGCAAUAAGAAAGGACCAUAUUUUACUUUUUUGAAUAGAGGCAAAAGAUAUAUCUCAAACUCCAAUGUGGCUGGUUCGGACACUGACUGUAAAAUGGACAAUAGAGAACAACAUUAAACUAAUUUGCUUUUACUGAGAUGACACAUUGAACCAAUGUGCUUCUCUUCUUCCAGACUGCCUAACAUUAGAAUACCCGAUCUCCACAGGUGUAGGAACAAGUAGUAUAAACAGCCUUAUUCAUCUUUUUAGUGUCACUCAUUAUUCAUCAAUUACAUUUUUUUUUUUUUAAGAACACAUAACAGAGUGAGUAGUGUAUUGAAUUGAUCAAGUGUGUGUUUGAUUGCCUAUGAAGUCAACUUUUCCUUUGUAACUGUUUUUUUGUUUCUUUUAAAGGUUACAUAUUCUUGCUUUAAGGUUGAGGUCAGGGAAUGAUCGUGGUUUGGUUUAAAGAAAUCAUUUGAUUAAGAUAAGGAAAUGAUUGUGGUCGUGGUUAAAAGAACACUAUGUCGGCUGGUAAAAGGAAAUGGGAAAUAAACAAUGGUCUCCCAUGUCUAAAUCACUUUGUGGACCCAUCUAUCGACCGCAAACUCCUCUUUCAUGGUUUUUCAAUACUAAAAAGUAUGACGUUCAACUUGUAAAUGUGUUCCUGGCAAACAAGAGUUAGUAAUUCCCACUGCGGUACUUGUCAGCUAAAUGUAGCUAACAUUUUAAGCUAUUAAAUGCGUUUUACCCCC
Messenger RNA from Cyclopterus lumpus (lumpfish), 6164 nucleotides. It is a transcript of the gene pde8a, whose product is annotated as phosphodiesterase 8A. The transcript has 22 exons. Gene Ontology annotation, molecular function: 3',5'-cyclic-AMP phosphodiesterase activity. Gene Ontology annotation, biological process: positive regulation of ERK1 and ERK2 cascade; cellular response to epidermal growth factor stimulus; regulation of DNA-templated transcription. The record is from RefSeq and is a predicted model, not a curated record. NCBI's taxonomy places the organism in Eukaryota, Metazoa, Chordata, Actinopteri, Perciformes, Cyclopteridae. Bases 661 to 3117 code for a protein of 818 amino acids.